AUGUCAUCCUGCAGCAAAAUCCGCCAUAUUGUUAAGCUCCGCCAAAUGCUGCAACGUUGGAGGAAGAAGGCCGCUACAACAUCGUCCCGUAGGCACGUCCCGAGCGACGUGCCUACGGGUCACGUAGCGGUCACAGUAGGCCCCAAUUGCAAGAGAUUUAUCGUCCGUGCCACUUAUUUAAACCAUCCAAUGUUCAAAAAAUUGUUGUCACAAACAGAGGAAGAGUACGGUUUUACUAACUCUGGCCCAUUAGCCAUUCCUUGUGACGAAUAUUUAUUCGAAGAGUUGCUUCGUUACUUGGCUCGAUUCGACUAUGCUAACAACAACAAUAAUAUCAUGAAAUAUUUCGAAGAUUUUCAAAGAUAUUGUCACAUGGAUAUUCGAAGUGAUAUUGAUUUUUGGGGCGAUUCUAGACCACUUUUGCAUAAUAAAUCUAUAUGGUAA
Messenger RNA from Solanum stenotomum, 444 nucleotides. Its product is annotated as auxin-induced protein 6B-like. Bases 1 to 444 code for a protein of 147 amino acids. Lineage: Eukaryota; Viridiplantae; Streptophyta; Magnoliopsida; Solanales; Solanaceae. Gene Ontology annotation, biological process: response to auxin. The record is from RefSeq and is a predicted model, not a curated record. The transcript has a single exon.